AUGCCACCCGAAUACGAUGAUGGUUUAGCAGAGCCAGUUUCCUCCCUGAGAAGCAUUCGCCCGAAUUCUCGAGUGGCGAGUCGCUCGUUGCUCUCAUCGCAAAAAGCCGUUCUCCAUCCGGAAUACAACGCGCUUCUGAUGCAAUGGGGUCAAUAUCUAAUUCAUGAUAUGGCUAAAACCACACUUGUGCCAUCUUCAAAAUGUAACGUUUGUCAGAAUAUCCGUGGUCGUUGCAUGGCCAUUCCAAUCCAACAAGACGACCCAAACGCUAAGUGCGUUUUCAUGAUACUAUAUUGA
This is a messenger RNA of Anisakis simplex (herring worm), 297 nucleotides long. The record is from the annotation of a GenBank genome assembly. Lineage: Eukaryota; Metazoa; Nematoda; Chromadorea; Rhabditida; Anisakidae.